AUGCGGGCCUUAUAUUGGAAUUCUCAAGGCUUGACUAAAGAUGGUGCAAGGGCCAAGUUGACUGAGUUAUAUCACUUGCAUAAUCCUGACAUAAUUUGUAUUGCGAAACCGCAUGUUUUCUGCAAUUUACGUUUUGUUAGGAGCUUAAAAUUAGUAAACUUUUGUGAGGAUGUUAUUAGGAAUGAAGUGUAUGGAGAAAAGGGCAAUCUUUGGGUUUUGUGGAGGAAUUCUUUGCUAAGACCGGAUGUUUUAUCUUCUUCCAGGCAAACUAUUUCUUUGAAUGUUGCGGGAGAUUUCAUCACGGAUGUUCAUGCUUCUUGUGAUCCGGUUGCAAGGAGGAGAUUUUGGUGUCAACUAGGUUUAGGCUUCAUAUCUAUUCCUUGGUUGGUGUUGGGGGAUUUUAAUUGCAAUUUACGUUUGGAUGAGAAGAAGGGUGGUAGGCCGAUAAAGGAAAUUUAUGUGAAUGAGUUUAGAAGCUGGAUUUCUGACAAUGGGCUGGUUGAGGCUGAUGCCAUUGGAAAAAAAUAUACUUGGUCUAAUUGUCGAAGUGGUAAUGAGCGAAUUGUUUAUAAACAUGAUAGAGCUGUUGUGAAUGAUGAUUGGCUUUACAAGUAUGAGAAUUGGAGGUGUAAGGACUUGCCUAGAAUUUGCUCAGAUCAUUCUCCUCUUUUUGGGUAUGCUUUUGAGAAUCCCAGGCCGGCUAGGGCACUGUUUAGAAUUCACAAGAUGUGGUUAUCUCAUCCAAAUUUUAUGCGGCUAGUAGAGGAAAAUUGGAAUUUGCCAUUAUAUGGUGCGCCUCCUUUUGUUUUCUCGGCCAAAUUGAAAAGGUUGAAAGAGGCAUUGAAGGUUUGGAAUAGAACAAUUUUUGGUGAGGUUCAAUUUCGAUUGAAGCAAGCUGAGUUAAAACUUGAAUCCGAGAAUGACCUUUUGGAUUUGGAUCCCAGUAUUGUGUUGCAGUUUGUCAAGGUUGCAGAUGCUAAGAAGGCUGUUGAGGAUGAUGAGAUAAAAGAUUACAUUGUAAAUCACUAUCAUGCAAAAUUCAAUGGUGGCGAAGUUAAUGUUGACCCAAGGCUGUUUGAUAUUGAUCAUGAGAGCAUAAGUGCCACUGAAAGUGCGUUCAUGGAUGCCAUUUUGUCAUUGGAGGAAGUUAAAGAAGCGGUUUUUGAUUUAGGUGCGGAUUAUGCGCCUGGCCCUGAUGGAUUUUCCGGAUCUUUCUACAGGCAUUGCUGGAAAAUUAUUUCUAAGGAUCUUUACAAUGCCAUUGCUAAUUGUUGGUCUAUGCGUAAAAUUCCCAAUGGCAUAAAUUCCAGUUUUAUAGUUCUCAUUCCUAAGAAUUGCAAGUCUGAUGCUAUCAAGGAUUAUAGACCAAUUGGUUUGAGUAAUUUUUUCUUCAAAAUCAUUACUAAGAUUUUGGCUACCAGGCUUGGUAAGGUGCUUAAUAAAUUGAUUUCUGAAGAGCAAGUGGCUUUUAUGAAGGGGAGGAACAUCCAUGAAAACAUAGCUUUGGCGUCUGAGUUGAUCAGUGAGAUUAGCACGGAAAGAAAGUAUGGAAAUGUUGGCCUCAAACUAGAUAUUGCACAAGCUUUUGAUACGCUAAGUUGGGAAUUUAUCAUUGAAGUUUUUAAGCAAUAUGGUUUCUCUGAAAAUUGGUGUUCAUGGAUCCUUAGUAUUCUGAAUUCAGCUUGGAUUUCUGUGUUGAUAAAUGGUAGCCCGGAAGGAUUCUUUAGCAUCUCUAGAGAUAAGUAUUUGGGAAUUCAAUUGAAGCCUGGAAUUGUGCGUUACAUUCAUGUUCGCAAGGUGAUGGAGAAAAUUAUGGACAAGUUGGCUGGUUGGAAGGGUGAUGCUGAAAAAUGUAAGUACUUCACGGUCCUUUAUGAGGAUUUGUGUUGUUCGCGACGAGAAGGUGGCGUUGGGCUCAAGAAAUUGGUGGAUGUAAAUAGAGUUAUGCUUACGAAACUGUGGAUCUCUAUUCGGGAUUCAAACAAGAUUUGGGCUAGAUUCUUGCGGGCGAAAUACUUCAAGUUGAAUGGAAAUUUGAUUGAUUAUAAAUUGGGUUCUUUGGUUUUUCCAGGAAUCAGAUUGGUUUACAAUUUUGUGCAAAAGCACACACGCUCAAUUAUAGGUAAUGAUGCUAAUAUUUCGUUAUUUUUUGAUAAUUGGUGCGGGGACUUUUCUAUUGCAAGGCGGCUUGGAAUUUUUUCCAAAGGUCCAAAUGAUUACAAGGCUAAGGUGAGUGACAUAAUUGUUGAUGGUGCUUGGGCCAUACCUUCGAGUUUGAAAGAUAUGAUGAUUCGUUGUAACAUUGAUGUUGAUAAUAUGCCGCUUAUUGCUGGUGGGGAUGAUUACAAAAUAUGGGACUUGAAUAGCAAGGGCGUUUUUCAGUCAAGUCUGCAAAGGCUGCUAUUAAAAUGCCAGCUUAAGUUUUGCCAAUUGCAGCACUAUUUAAUAGACAAGUUGUGCACCCUACUUUGA
Papaver somniferum (opium poppy) is the source of this 2472-nucleotide messenger RNA. RefSeq lists its product as uncharacterized. Bases 1 to 2472 code for a protein of 823 amino acids. NCBI's taxonomy places the organism in Eukaryota, Viridiplantae, Streptophyta, Magnoliopsida, Ranunculales, Papaveraceae. The transcript has 4 exons. The record is from RefSeq and is a predicted model, not a curated record.